UUGACAUCAACACCACGACCAUUAAAAGUCUCUACGUGGCUCGGUGGUAAAACUGUGAAGUCUUUUUUAUUUUUAUUCUACAACAGUGAGAUUGAAGCUAAAUCAUGCUGGCAACCAGGGCUUUGCUGUCAAAACAAACGCUGGCUGUUCUCUCUCGCCAGCCUGCCUGCUUUGUGCACCAGGGUGACUACGGCAACUGGGGAAAUACUAACGUUGCAGUGGUUUUCUCAGGAUGUGGAUGGUGGGACGGUACUGAUGUCCAUGAAGGGGUUUACACCAUGUACCACCUGAGCCGUAACGGCGCCCGCUUCCAGAUGUUUGCUCCAAAUCAACAGCAGAUGCACGUGAUUGACCACAUGAGAAAGCAACCUGCCUCUGGAGAGAACCGGAACAUGAUGAUGGAGGCAGCCCGCUUCAGUCACGGACAGGGAAUGACGCAAAUGCAGGACCUGUCCAAGCUGGACGUCAACAGCUUCGACGCCGUCAUCUUUCCAGGAGGCCAUGGAAUCAUCAAGAAUCUAUCCUCUUUUAUGAAGGACGGCAAAGACUGCAAGCUGCACGGCGACGUGGAAAGGGUGCUUAAGGAUUUCCAUCGUUCACGCAAGCCUAUCGGACUCGCCAGCAUGGCUCCUGUGCUGGCCUGCCGUGUGCUGCCGAGCAUUGAGGUAACCAUGGGUUACGAGCGAGACGACAACACCCGCUGGGGACACUGGCCAAACACAAACAUGGUGCAGGCUGUGAAGGGCAUGGGUGCUCGCCACAACGUCCGUGAGCCAUAUAUAUCCUUCCCAAGGUUUCUGUUCAGUAUUAAUAUCAGUGAAAAAUAUUCUCUUUGUCAUUAUCCUGAUAUAACCUCUGAUUUGACCUUAACCCUUUCCUUUACGAAGCCUAUGUGGAUGAGAAGAACAAAGUGGUUAGCACUCCAUCCUUCAUGUGGGAGACUGACUAUCACUAUCACUAUAUAUUUGAUGGUAUUGGAAAUAUGGUCAAGCAUGUCAUGCGCAUGUCAACCAAGUGAAGUGACAUCUGGAGAAGAAACAGUGUUACCGCAAAAUAUACACCUGUGUACUGUGAUGAAUUCUUACCUGAAACAAUAAAAAAUAGUUUAGUAAAACAGCAAA
Molecule: messenger RNA, 1121 nt
Organism: Pelmatolapia mariae (spotted tilapia)
Lineage: Eukaryota; Metazoa; Chordata; Actinopteri; Cichliformes; Cichlidae
Gene: gatd3l
Product: glutamine amidotransferase class 1 domain containing 3, like
Exons: 6
Coding region: 105-1097 (330 amino acids)
Cellular component (GO): mitochondrion
Source: RefSeq, a predicted model, not a curated record